AAAAAUGGGAUCAGGUGUCCUGCGGCAUAUCCCACCUUCUGGAUUUGUUUGUUCCCUUUGGUGUCAUUUAACUUGUUUCACUGUACCCUGAAACCUUUCCCCUUAUUUUGAAUGUAAGCGUGAGAGGCUCAGCUUGUUGGCUGGUAACAUAUAUACCACAUAUUAGCACAGCAGAGAGAGCAGGAUUUGGCUUGUUAUUGCAGUGGUGAAGACCCAAGAAUGCAUCUGCUAAUUAGCAGUUACAUGAGGGUUUGACAUCAGGUCCUUGUUAGGGGUUGUUGCAUCUGCUGGAACUCACAGGCUUGACUGCAGAGAUCCCACAGUAGAAGGCUGUGGAAGUACUCACCAGGGUAAAUUCCAACAGAAUGAAUCUCCAGACUGUUCAAGUAACUGACAUUUCAGCCUCAAAAGGCACUGUCAACGUUGGAGGCUCCCAGGUUCCCUUCUAUUCCAAAUCUUUGUGCGAUGGCAGUGGCUUUUCUGAUGUACUAAGCUUUGGUUUCCCUCCCAUUUUCUUUCCAAAUGAUCUCUGGAGUAGAGAGGAGUUCCAUAGACAUGAACUGUGACCCUUUGGAUGACCUCCAUAGGUAACAAACCAGGUGCCGGCAUGUUUGACAGUUCCCUUUUCUAAAUUGAAGUUAACGUUGUGAAAAUAAUGGUUACUUCCUGGCAUUGGUAGGAGUUAGGAAAUCUUUGGAUAAACAGAAUGAGCGUGGUUCUUUAUGUUUUUGCUCUAGACAGAAAGCAGCAUGUAUAUUGUGUUUGGACCCAAACCUGACUCCCAUUAAUGUCCUGCAGGACUAGUGUAAGUACGGAGCAGUCUAUAUGCUCUCUCAUCCAGUGUUCAAAAAUAGACUGGUUGAACUCUAACUUUCAAUUUUGUGGAAUUCCCUGCAAAACACCAAGAGCUGUAAUAGAGUUUGGCUAUCAUAUGUGAGCUUUUUUUUCAGUGCCAGUUCUUGGGACAGGUAAAGGAGUGACUCUUGGCCAGAAGACUUGAGUCACCAAGCUGCCAUGCCUGCUGACUGCUUACGUCCCCAGCUGUGUGUGGUUGGGGGGGUGGCGCCCACGUUGGGCACAGUGUGAGUUGCUGCUGAAAGGGCGGAGGAGGUGCCCCUUUGGCUUCUUAUCCCAGGGUGCCUGUCAUGCCCACCUGUCCGUGAGAAAAUAUGGAUGAUUUCGGUAGGCCCUGGAGAAGCUUGUCACGUCUGAUUGUGCUCACCAGCUGGAGUUCCAUUCCCAGACUAGAUGUGUUCAUCAGUGACUUCAGAAACCACAUUCAGCUGUGCUUGGCUGUGCUGAUGGGACAUUCUAACAACAACUGGACUUCUCUCUGCUGCUUCCAGCUGGCCAUCUUUCCUCACCCCUCCAAGCAUCAUGAAAGAAUUCUUUACAUCCUUAAUCUCCUCUCCAUUUCUCCCCCAAAGUGUGCUUUGAUGCUCUAAGAGGGAAGGCAUGGAAGUAUACCAUUGGGGUUCCUGGAGAUGGACUUCCACCAUGCUCAGCUGUUUGAGCAAGCGUAAGGAUCCCUGAUGCCGUUCAUUUGUAUAUUCCUACAGCAUACACCUACCAAGGGCCUUCUAUGUCCCCCAACUUGAGUAGACACAUUGAUGUAUUGGGGCAGGUGGAAACAGAUUCAGGUGGAGAACUAAUUAAGGCUUUCUCCCAGCAGCUGCUCCAGGUGGCCACUGUGGGGAUGUUGGGCAUGAGCCCAGAAUGCAUUAGGGGCCAUAUGACCAAAGGAGGCAGUAGGAGGUAUAGGAGGAGCUGAUCCCCGAGGAAGAGAAUGUAGAGUGGGAAGAUGAGGCUAAAGUUUGAAUCUUGGGGACGUGAGUUGAAGUGAUUCUUAGCACUUCACUGUUGAUGAUUUUAAAUGCAGAAAUUGAGUAAAUAGGAUGUUAUUUCCCAGUUCAGUGUACUGGUUGCCUACAAGAGUGUUUUCCUACCAGGAACAGUCAUAUACAUUUGUUUUAGAAUGCCUGGGACUACAGAACUAUUGCAGUGAUUACUUGCUUUUUUUUUUUUUUAAAGAUUUUAUUUAUUUAUUUGAGAGAGAGAAUGAGACACAGAGAGAAAACAUGAGAGGGGCGAGAAUCAGAGGGAGAAGCAGACUCCCUGCUGAGCAGGGAGUCUGAUGCGGGACUCGAUCCUGAGACUCCAGGAUCAUGACCUGAGCUGAAGGCAGUCGCUUAACCAACUGAGCCACCCAGGCGCCCCAUUACUUGCUUUUCUUAUGGCUCAAGAAUUUAUGUUCCCAGGAAUGUGACCAGUUUAGCCACUAAAGGUUUAGUACAACAGAGGGCUACCCAGAUCCCUCUGUCUAGAUUUGCCUUAGAAGCCAAAGGGAUUAGGAAAGGAAAGCAAGGAGAAUAUAUCAAUCCCAAGAAUUGAAUAGAGCAAAAACCCUAUGGCUCUUGUACUUAAAAUAUCUCAGCCGCACAGCCUCAUCCCCUAUGCUUUAGGAGGGUCGUAUAUGCACGUUACAGGCCCCCCAUAAGCUAGUGCUGGGCAUAGCUGACCUUCUGUGUUCCUCCUUUUUCUUCUGUUCUAGCCCCAACCCAUCAAAAUCUUUUCUGUCCGUCCUGAUGUUUCCAGUCCUGUGCCCUGGAUGUAUGCUCUUGGCUCUUAGAACCCCAGAGAACUUUGCUUUUCCCUCUUAUAUGACCCUUAACUUAGUCUUAACACAUUAGUAAGGGAUUUUGUCUACCAGAUGUGGAUACUUCUUUUUUUUUAAGAUUUUAUUUUUUAUCUGAGAGAGAGAGAGAGAGAAUGAGCAGUGGGGAGGGGCAGAGAGGGAGAGAGAGAGAAAUAGACUCCUUACUAAGCAGGAAGCCCAAUGUGGGGCUUGAUCCAGGACCCGGAGAUCAUGACCUGAGCCGAAGGCAGAUGCCUAACCAACUGAGCCACCCAGGCACCCUCAGAGAAAGGAAGGGCUUUUGUCUGCUCUAGCUCUGGUAUCUCCCAGAUUUAGCCUGGAGUUUCACAGUUUCUGUGUACUUGUAUCCCUUUCACUGAACUGAGGUGCUUAGUCUCCCUGUGAAGAGAGGAUCUCAGCAUAGAUCAGCUAGGGAGUAUUUGACUCUGGGGGCCUGCAGGCUAGUAAUAUAUUAGAAUGCCCAAGAACGACAUCAUAAAGCAAGAGUUCCUUUUGUGGGCCCUGCUCUGUGGCCUCUUGGAAUCUAGAUGCCAUGGAAAUCCCUAAGCAGAGAUUUUCUGUUGGAUGAUCAAAGCAAGGAAUAAAAAUUGAGAAUUUGGAAAAUGUCUCAACAAUUUCAUUACCAGAACAAUACAAGAGUCACUUCUAGCUCGCUGUUGGAUAAUCCAUCAGUGGCGUUCUGUGCGAGAUUCGGGAAAUUUCAGAGGAGAGAUUCUCAGUGUCAGGCAUUUGUGAAGAGAGUCAUAAUGAGUCGUCUUUUUAAGAUGAUUAUGAUUAGCAUCGUCUCACUGAAUGCCUUUUUUGUGGUCUUGUGGACUGAUUAUAGUACAAAAUACAACUUGUUCAGACUUUUUGAGGUCUCUGAGCUGGUCUUUGUGUCCAUCUAUAGCUCCGAGUUCUGCAUGAAGCUCUACGUGGACCCCAUCAACUACUGGAAGGAUGGCUACAACCUGCUGGAUGUAAUCAUUAUCAUCACUAUCUUCAUCCCCUACAGUCUCCGCAGAUUCAAGGGCAAGCACUACCCCUACCUCAACAUUGCUGAUGGCAUGCAGUCCCUGCGUAUCCUCAAGCUUAUCACUUAUAGCCGUGGCAUCCGGACACUCAUCACUGCCGUGGGGCAGACAGCCUACAUCGUGGCCUCCGUGCUCUUCCUGCUCUUCGUCCUCAUGUUCAUCUUCGCUAUCUUGGGCUUCUGCCUGUUUGGACUUCCAGACAGGGGUGAUCAGAAUAACUGGGGGAACCUGGCUGUGGCCUUCUUCACCCUCUUCAGCUUGGCCACGGUCGAUGGCUGGACAGACCUGCAACAGCAGCUGGAUAGUCGCAACUUGGCUCUCAGCCGGACGUUCACCAUCAUCUUCAUCUUGCUUGCCUCCUUCGUCUUCCUCAGUAUGUUCGUGGGUGUGAUGAUCAUUCACACUGAGGACUCCAUCAAAAAGUUUGAGCGGGAGCUGUUGGCGGAGCGGCACAUGACGCUCAUGGAGGAGAAGCAGGUGAUUCUAAAGCGGCAGCAGGAAGAGGUCAGCAAGCUGAUGCAGAUGCAGAAAAAUGCUGACUACAGAAGUUUCAGUGAGCUGGUAGAGAACUUCAAGAAGACCCUGCGGCACACUGACCCCAUGGUCCUGGAUGAUUUUGGCACCAGCCUGCCCUUCAUCGAUGUCUAUUUGUCCACUCUGGACAACCAGGACACUACGAUCUACAAGCUUCAGGAGCUGUACUACGAGAUCGCGCACGUGUUGAGCCUGAUGCUCGAAGACUUGCCGCAGAAGAAACAGUCCCAGUCCUCUGAAAAGGCUGAUGAGAAGUAGGGGGGGGGCGUGGGCACCCAGGCACCGAGGUGCCUCGCAAGCCGUGACAGGCCCUCGUUCAACACAGGCUUUCUGAAUUGCCCUCUCUGCAGUUGCUUAAGCUUGUGGUAUUUCCCAGCCGUGGGGGGUUGGGCCUGGGAAGAGCCCAUGAAGUCCGAUUGACUGCCCCCCCUCAACAUGAUACAGCCAGGCCUGGGGAGUAGGGGGAGGGAUACUCAAGACUUGCCCUUGGCCAGACGCCAUGUCCAGGGGCCACACUGGCUCUCUCCUCCCUUGACCCCAGCAGCGAGGACUCCCUGGGCUCCUGGGAAAGCCACCUGAGGACUCCAGACCAAGAAGGGCCUCCAGCAGCCCCAUAUGGCUCCUUUGAGCUGGGGUAGCCUCACUGAUCUUGGAACCUCUUAAAGCUGGGCUCCUCUUUGUGGGUGCCCCACCCCAGGCAGAGCAACAUUUCUCUCUAUGCACCUCCUCCCGUGGGGACCUGUCUUUGGAAGCUGACUGCUUUUCUCUAGGCUCACAGUGGUCGUGAUGCCCCAAAGGGUGCAGGGGGCACCUCCUAGAGGGGUCAAAGGAGCAGCAGUAUUGGGCACUUUGGGCUGUUGGUUAGUUAGGACUUUUCACUUGAAAGGUGGCAUUUUCGGUGUCAUUCCUGGCCACAUGGCUAGCAGAGUUGCGACACUCCCUUGAUCCGGCCAUGAUGGCAUCUUCUGAAGACACGGGGCGGGGCGGGCAGGGUUGGCUGACACCCCUUUGUCCCUGACUGGCCAGGCCAGAGGCCCUGCGGUGCCCCUCUGCUCCCACUGCUGGGGGCUGUUCUCGAGGCCCAUUCCUUUAGCAGGGCCCCAUCUGACAGAAGGAGGACGGAGUUCUGGGCAGAGCUUGGGCGGCGGGGGACACCAGCACCUACAGUUGAGGGAAAAAAAGCCCCAGACCCACAAUGGGGAGUUGGGUCAGCAGAAAACAUGGGGGGUAAAAUUGAGAGUGGUUGGACAAAGGGUCCCCUGUGUGGACCCACGGUCUCCGGGCACAGGUGACAACUCUUCCAAGGCCAUGGGACAAGGGCACUUGGAAACCUUUCCUCGUGUUUUUGUUCAUACAUCCAACUACUAUUUACUGAGCUGGGCCGGGUGCUGGGGGUGCUGUCAUGAAAACCCACAGUCCAGUUCUGGUCCUCUUGGGGCGCUCGGUUGUGUAGAGGAACCAGUAAUCCAGCCAGACUGGAUGAGAGAAAUUUCCCUAAGGAAGUGACAGUUGUUUGCACGCAGAGAGCACGUGUCUUCUAAGAGACUCAAAUCAUUGCCAUUUGCAAAUGUUCACACUCACAUCGUGUAAAAAUGCAGAGAAGUCUUGCUCUGGAGAGUGAGACCCGCCACCAUGUUAUCGGGGAGCCCUCCGAGGGCAGGGGUGAUAGCCUCGUUUCCCGAGGCGCAGAAAACUUCAUGCCAGUGCCCCUGUGGGGGGGGGGUGGCGGGGGUGGUGCUGAAGUAUGCAGGUUGUGGGUGCCCUUCGCGGAGCGGGGAGAGGCCCAGGGCUUUAUGCCUGUGGUGCCUGGCUGGGAAGGCUGGGGGCUUCCAUGGCCGCUCUGAGGGUGGAGCCCCCUCUGUAGGACAGGCCUCGGGGCCAGGGCUCUGGUCCAGGCGUGGGGCAAAGCAAACACGGCCGGCUGCUCGCACGGCUGUGGACGCUGUUGGCAUUGCUGUGUGCCUACGUUGCUCGGGAGGAUAUGAAAACACAUUCCCCCGCUCUCACCAGGAAUCCCAAGAAUUGCCUUAGGCCCCUGGAAGUGAACAAAAGAUUAAAAAAAAAAAAAAACUUGGACUCAGAGAGGUAAGUUGGAAAGUGCCACGGUUUUGGAGUGGGGAGGUCUGGAUUCCGUAACUGGGUGACCUUGGACAAGGUGCCACAUCUUCUGAAAACACAGCUAUUUCCUCUGAGAAAUGGGCUGAUAAAACUGACCCACUCUGAGGACCGAACGAAAUACAUGUGAGAGCGUGAAGAAAGCUGGAGGCAGCGGUGGCCGGAGCUUCCUUGCCGUCGGCUCUGCCUCUGCUGGGCGACCAGCCACGGCGGGCCAUGCUGGUCAGGGGCCGAGAAGGCCUGGGCCAGCCUCAGGGCGGCAGGGAGGACAGUAUGGCAUCGAGAGCGGGAAGCAGAGGUCAGGAACCGGUGUUGGGGGUGCGCGGUGAAGGGGUCUCCAUGGGGAGCUGGCACGGAACGACCUGGAACGCCUGGGUUCCCACAGGGAAGCCCCGGGCACGGGGCUCUGGGCCACGGUGGGGAGGGCCAGCUGCCUUUAAGGGCACAAGCAGUAGGCUGUCACUGAGCAGGGAGCUGGGAGAGGGUGAUGUGCAGAGGGCUGGCCCAGCGCUGGGGGCAGAACAAGCCAGCGGGUAUUUGGCGCAAAGUCCCAGAGCAGCAUUUCUGUUUGGCUCUAUUCGUCUGCAGAGCAAACAUUGACAGAUUGGAAUUCCCACUUGGGCUCUCACCAACUCAAACAGGCUUGGCCAUGACUUUCAAUUGAUUUGCUUGGGGCAGAAGUGCUCUGCCUGCCCAGGCCUGGCUGAGGAAAGCAGGACCCUUCUCACCAGCCCCCAGCCCUUGGGUCCAGCAGAGCUGUCCCCAGAUGGCUCUUUCCUCUCCAUCCUGUCAGCCUGGCGGUUUGGUAGCUGCACUGGGAUGCAGGGGACCUGGGCUUGAGUUUUUUGGUCACACUCAGGCCCUCCCCUAGCUCCUGUGGGAAGGAUCUGGAAUUCAAGGCUGGGGGUGUUUGGAAGGUGGCCGGAUUUUUUUCUUUUAAACUGCUUGUUGAUUCCACCAGCAGGAAGCAGUCCCUAUAUUAUGGCGAUCCAGGCAGUGAAGGAGAAUAUAAACUCUAUUUAUUCCAACAGCCCCUAGAAAUCCUACACAGAGAUGCUGAGAACUGCACACCUUGUGUUUCAUCAAAUGUGGGUGAGACAGAACACCUCCUAAUUCAAAGGGCCCUUUACUCAGUCAGACUUCGCUGUCAGUGGUCUCUCUCCCUAUUUUGGUCUCUGUCCCUGGCCCCAGCUUGCCUGGGCCUGCUCUCUUGGUUCACAGGCUCUCAAGAGAGAGGAUAGCUCUGAAUUCUUAAGUAGGCUGCCCAGAAGGGAGAGGCGAUGGCUGCCAAUACGAGUCCCAGGGCUUUGGAAAUGACGAGAUGGGGGCUAAAUAUGAUGGAGACAGAUUUACUACCGUGUGAGUGCCCCGCUCCUCCCCACAUUCCGCACCCCCCCACCCCCGGAGCUCUGUCUGUGCUGGUCAGCCCCACGCCUCACCAUCCCCGAGUUCUCUCUUUGAUUUUACUCUAGACUCUGGGUGACACAGUGCUGGGGGAGUGGGGGAGAGCCAGGAUGGGACAGGAGAGAGAGGAAAGAGGAGAAUUCGUGCUCUCUUGAUCUCCUCCGUGUUGGAGAGUCAGGGUAAUGGGCAAAACAGAGAGCAAAUGAGGAGACCAGUCAGUUUUGAUGGGUCUACAUAAUCAGGAGCUGGGACAGGGAGGGAAGAAGGAAGUAAAAGCCGAGGGCCAAGAGUCAGAGACUUUUAGACAGAGGUUCUGACCCAGAUGGAGUGUGAGGCUUGCAAAGGGGAGAAAUGGGGAUGACAGGUGUCCUUGGGGGGUGAGAACUGGGUCCUCACUGAUGUUCUUUGAGAGAGGCAAGUCAUGGUUGGAAUCAUUUAAAGAUGAUUUUUGGUUGCUGACUGUGCCUUUAAAAAAAAUGGAACCCCCUGAAUGGAUUUGACCACGUGGAAUCUGGAUUAUAUUCAGGUGGCCUAAAGAUCACACUGUAUAAUAGAGACCUCUCAGGCUAAAAUUGGGAAAUGUUAAGAGGGCUUUACAAACGACCACCUGAACCCCCAAAUGGGCUCAGAGGCCUGUAGGUGAAGCACCCCUGGGGGUGGUGGCACAAUGUGUGGCUGGCCUUUUGCAAAAUGAAACCAAAGUCUCAAAAGAAAGUGCAGAAGAAGCCGAAGGGGGAUGAAGAGUCUGUCCUAGAACUCUUGGGACACUGGGGACUGACCCCAUGCUCUGUACACUGGUGAUGGGACAAUGAUGUUCUCACAGCGGGGUCCCCCCCUGCCCCACAGUUCAGCACAUGUGGCCCUGGACUCCCUCCUUUCCCAGCGGUGCCUUGACACCUAGAAUGGUAGUCUGAGAUGAGAAGACCUCUUCACAAUUUGCCACUGGACCAGGGGAGGAUGUGUCCGAGCAGAGUUCAGGCCCAGGCUCCGAAGGUACAGUCCGUUCUCGUUGCUGACAGUGGAAACACCACCUUCUGUUUUGUCGGCAUUUCUGCCUGCGAGAUACUUUCACAUACAUGAUCUGAAUCAUGUCAUGACACUUAGGUAUUUUUCAUGAUUCCCAUUAAACAGGCGGUAAAACUGAGGUUUGGAAAGGUGAUGGAGCCCCCAGGUCUGUACAACUAAGGAGGAAGAGCCAGGAUUCGCAGCCAUGCAGUGUGGCUUUUGCUCUCCCACAAAGCUGUGCACCGAUCUUGUAAGGAAUUGUUAGCUCCAUUUUACAGGUGGGUAAGCAGGCACCCACAGGGACCAUCACUUGGCCAGGAUCAUCAUUAAAGGGCCGAGUCAGGAUUUGAAUGCAGGCCAUACAUGUACCCACUGCUCUACAGCCUCCCAGUGACCUUGGUCUUUCUUUUCAGAGCUAUUUUUUGAACGUUAGAACUCAAGCCCUGAAUGCCUUCCGAGCAGGCCCCGAGUCUGCAGUCUGUUGACCCAGUGUCCACUGGCUUGGCUCUGGGAGCCUCAGAGAUGGAGAGCACAGCAAGAAGCAAUCGGUGCACACGGAUGGGUUGUGACUACAGUGCCUAAUCAGGAAAUUACAGCCUGGGCAGCAGAGGGUUUGGCUUAGAAGUCACCCUUCCGUGGGUUUCAGUGAAGCCAGCCCGCAUGGAGGCUUGGCUGGCAGAAGGGAUGUGCUGGGCAGGUGUGAGCUCGGCAGGCAGGAUAAGCCAGCCUUGUCAGUGCUGUGCCCAUACCCAGAAAGUUGGUCUUUCAGGUGGUGACCUUGAGGUCGGUCCUUUCUGGCUCUCUGCCUGCCUCUGCACCCAUAGGUAACUCAUCAGCAAGGGUAGAAGCUGUGGGCACCCAAAGGGGGCACUUUGUGAGUCUCUUGGCUUGAGUAGCUGGCUUUUCCCCUGACCCUGGAAUGAGCAUGCAGAAAAGGAGUGGAAAUUGGCAGAUGGGAAAAGCCAGUGGUAGAACUGUACGUACAUGACACCCUCUGUAUUUUUUUUUUUUUUUUGGAAGAGGAGAAAUAAAUAAAACCACAUAUACAAAGUG
Mirounga angustirostris (Northern elephant seal) is the source of this 9780-nucleotide messenger RNA. RefSeq names its product cation channel sperm associated 3 (gene CATSPER3). NCBI's taxonomy places the organism in Eukaryota, Metazoa, Chordata, Mammalia, Carnivora, Phocidae. The transcript is spliced from 8 exons. Gene Ontology annotation, cellular component: acrosomal vesicle; CatSper complex; membrane. Gene Ontology annotation, biological process: sperm capacitation; flagellated sperm motility; sodium ion transport. Bases 3259 to 4461 code for a protein of 400 amino acids. Gene Ontology annotation, molecular function: voltage-gated calcium channel activity. The record is from RefSeq and is a predicted model, not a curated record.